CAGAAACAUUAAACCUAUUUAGUGUAUAUAAUACAUAGAAUAUUUAUUAGAUUCAUUUCUAUUCAACUAGUCCAUUGAAUGAUGCAACAUUCUAAUCAUGAUGAUAUUCAUGAACAUAAUGAGAAUGUUAAUUCCAUGUCAUCAAUUCAUCUAGUUAAUCAUGGAAAUGAUGGAUUAUUUCUUAGUUAUACCUAUUUAGGUAUAUGCCUAUUAUGUUUAGGAAUUUGGUGGUGGAUUCAAGCAUUAAGACAACAUUAUUCUAAAACCAAACACAAGCAUCAUAAUGAACAAUCUGCUACAACUGUAUCCAUUGGAUCACGGAGUUGUUGUAAACACAGUAGGGGAGAAGGUUUAUGUAAAGUAAUUUGUUGUCUGAUUGGUAUUGGUGUAGAAUUGAUCACAUUGAAAUUAGGUCGUCAUCAUGAAUAUGCUCAAUUUCCAUUUUAUACAGCAAUGUUGCUAGUUGGUUUAUUAGAUAUAUUCAUGUCGACAACAAUCAUUGUAUUACCGAAAGGAUUUGAUUCUAUAAUAUAUGCAUUACCAUUCUUUGUACAUACUUAUUGUUUACGUGCUCAAUCCUAUCAACAACCACAUAUUACAGAAACCUGUUGUUUAUUGAUUAGUUAUUGGGGAUUGAUAGUUGGUUGCUGGAUGAUACAUGAAAUGAUGAUGAUGACGUCAAUGAAGGGAGUUGAUGUUGGGAUGAUGGCGGUGUUUAACAACUCCUUAUUAUGGACAUGGAUCAAAUGUUUCAGUGUGAUGAUACAUGGAUCAUGGAUAUGUCAAAGUGGAUUUUUAUUAAAUUCUCCAUUCAAUCAAGCAUGGGAUGAAAGUGAUCAUGAUAAAGUGAUGUUAACUGUUGUGAUAUUUGUAUGGCAUAUGUUUAUUGUUAUGAUUGGACAAUUAUUAUUAUUAAUAGUAAUGGCUAAAUGUUAUGGUGUAUCAUCGGAUUGGACUAAGAUGACGAACUUGUCGAUUAGAGGACACCAUCAUCAUAUAAAUAUGAUAGAGAAUCAUUGCAUCAAUCUAAUCCCAUCAAUCAAUAUGAUAAUAUUGAAUAUACACAAUUACUGAAUACAGAUUAUAUUGAAUAGUUGUUGUUGUUGUUGUGUUGGUGGUGGUGGUGGUGUUGGUGGUAAUUUGGAAUAAUAAUGAUGUGCAUACUACUAUUCUUGUUACUAUGACUACUAAUUAUAGUGAUGUGAUGUGAUGUGAUAUUGAAUGGUGGAUCGAUGUAUGUGAUUUUGUGUUUUUCUGAUUUUGUUUUUUGUUUUGUUUUCUUAUGCAGUUUCCCAUAUUGUGACUUUGUUUAUUGAAAUGAAAUGAUUAGUGUAUUGUUUUAUUCGUCUAUUUCACUUUGCCUCAAUACUUUCUUGUAUACAUUGUGUUCACACUAAUCUGAUGAUUCCAUCAAGGUGAGUUUAUGGAGAGUUUUGAUUUUGGUGAGAAUAAAUGAUGAAGUUAACAA
This is a messenger RNA of Schistosoma mattheei, 1468 nucleotides long. The record is from the annotation of a GenBank genome assembly. Lineage: Eukaryota; Metazoa; Platyhelminthes; Trematoda; Strigeidida; Schistosomatidae.